AUGUCGAGCAUAACGGACAAUGACACUAACAUUGGGUCGUCGCGAGGCGACGCCUCGACAACCUCUGGAGAUGCCGUCGGCAGUCUCACCAACUCAGGUGGCUCAUCGGCAUCCGCACUGAUGAUGACUCUUUUGCCCGCACUUAUAUACGCGAUUUUCUGGGUCAGUCUGUUUUUGAUCUUUCGACGAACUCAGCGUCGAUGGUACGCCCCGAGAUCGUAUUUACCCGAUCUGCACGAGCAUCAACGAAGUCCCGAGCUGCCGACUGGUUGGGUCAAUUGGCUUGGGACGUUUUUGAAGAUUGAGGACAACCACGUGUUGCACCACUCCUCGCUUGACGGCUAUCUUUUUCUACGAUUUUUACGCGUUUUAGCGGCGACGUGUUUGACAGGCUGUCUGAUAACAUGGCCCAUUUUACUGCCUAUCCAUGCUACUGGUGGAAACGGCAAUACUGAACUCGAUAUCCUGAGUUUUAGUAAUGUUAAAAAUCCUAAAAGGUACUAUGCGAAUGCGAUUGUGGCGUGUGUUUAUUUCACAUUCGUUUUCUAUGUCGUCGUUAGAGAAAGCUUAUACUAUGCGAAUCUGCGCCAGGCGUACCUGAACUCACCUGCAUAUGCUUCUCGCGUGUCUUCCCGGACAGUUCUCUUCAUGUCGGUCCCAGAUGCGUACAAAAACCAGGAUAAGAUCCGGCAGGUAUUUGGAGAAUCGAUCCGCCGAAUCUGGGUGACCUCGGACUGUUCGAAGUUAAAGAAGUUGGUUGCUGAACGAGACAAACUGGCUGAGAAGCUGGAAACCGCAGAGACCAAGCUUAUUCGAAGAGCGAACAAGGUCCGCACGCAGGCGAUCAAAAAGGGAGAACUCAGUGUCGAUACAUGCUUAGACUGCGAGUCGAGCAAUCCAGCAUGGUCUCAUAAAGUCAAACGACCCACGCAUCGAGUCAAAUUCUUCGGCGAAAAGGUCGACUCCAUUUAUUGGUAUCGAUCCCAACUGAUUAAAAAAACCGAGGAGGUCGCCUCUUUGCAGAUGAAACAUCAAAAUAACGAAGCAACGCAACUGAGCGCAAUCUUCGUCGAAUUCAACAGCCAGGCUGAUGCUCAAGUGGCUCUACAAACCUUGUCUCACCACCAGCCAUUCCACAUGACGCCUCGCUUCAUUGGAGUCUCGCCUCGCGAGGUUGUUUGGUCGGCACUGAAUCUAAGUUGGUGGCAACGAAUUGUACGAAGAUUCGCAGUUCAGGGAUUCCUCGCCGUGAUGGUCAUCUUCUGGUCAUUCCCUGCUGCAAUUGUCGGUGCCAUUUCGAACAUUACCUACAUUUGUAAAAUAAUUCCUUUCCUCCGCUUCAUCCUCAAGUUGCCCGAUGUUAUCAAAGGUGCGAUCGAGGGUCUUUUGCCAUCUGCGGCUCUUGCGGCUUUGAUGUCGCUGGUGCCAAUCAUCUGUCGGAUUUGCGCUAGACGAGCCGGAGUCCCUUCAAAGGCUCGGGUCGAAUUGUUUACACAAAGUGCCCACUUUGUGUUCCAGGUGGUGCAAGUAUUCUUAGUGACAACCCUGACUUCAGCCGCAUCGGCUGCGACAGCGCAGAUUAUCAAGAACCCUCUGUCGGUCAAAGACCUUUUGGCUCAAAAUCUGCCCAAAGCUACCAAUUUCUAUAUCUCCUACUUCAUGCUCCAAGGGCUGAGUAUGAGCUCCAUGGCUCUUGUUCAAAUUGCCAGUGCCCUGGUGUUCAAGUUCGUCACCACAUUCUUCGCCUAUUCGCCUCGUCGUUUGUUCCAACGGUGGGCGGAACUUGGUAGUCUCAGCUGGGGCAAUGUGUUCCCUGUGUUUACCAACAUGGCUGUGAUCGCAUUGACAUAUUCAUGCAUUGCACCUCUAAUUCUGGGCUUUGCCUUUCUCGGACUCUACCUUGUAUACCAAGCCUACCGAUACAACUUCCUUUUCGUAUACGACAUCGAGAUCGACACCAAGGGCUUGGUCUACCCACGAGCUCUCCAGCACUUGCUGACCGGUCUCUAUCUUGCCGAAAUAUGCAUGAUAGGCUUGUUUGCCAUCAAAGGUGCCAUCGGCCCACUCAUCAUCAUUGCUAUAUUUUUAGUCGGCAACAUCCUGGCACACAUGUCCCUCAAUGAAGCACUGGCUCCCCUGAAUACAUUUCUGCCAAGAUCCCUCGACGCUGAGGAAGAAAUGCUCCAAGAGAAAGAAGAUAGAGUGGCAGAGAUCAACGAACAGCGCCGUCCACGCGCAAUGGCCUUUUGGAGAUGGUUCCAUCCAAACGUGUACAAGGACUAUGCAGCCUUGCGUCGGAAAGUCCGCCGCAAUCUCGACGAGGUUUCGUAUACCCCGGAAGAAAUGCGCACGGCAUACUUCGAGCCAUGUGUCGCAUCGCCGCCGCCGACUCUGUGGAUCCCACGCGAUAAGUGGGGUUUCAGUAACCAUGAGGUGAUGGAAACUGAUGCUUCCAUCAGUAUCACGGAUAUAGGUGCGCACCUAGAUGAGAAGAACAAGAUUGUGUGGGAUAAAUAUGACCCUCACCUUCCACUGCGUGAAUUGAAGACUCUCUAUUGA
This is a messenger RNA of Penicillium soppii, 2559 nucleotides long. RefSeq lists its product as uncharacterized. The transcript is spliced from 5 exons. Gene Ontology annotation, molecular function: calcium-activated cation channel activity. Lineage: Eukaryota; Fungi; Ascomycota; Eurotiomycetes; Eurotiales; Aspergillaceae. Gene Ontology annotation, cellular component: plasma membrane. The record is from RefSeq and is a predicted model, not a curated record. The coding region runs from base 1 to 2559 and encodes 852 amino acids.